AAUGCCAAAAGUCAUUCGCUUCCCGCGUCGUGAAAAUAUUUGAUAUGAUUUUCACAAAGGUCCACAUCAUCUUUGGAUCUUUCUUGGCAAUAUUUGUUAUUGCCGAUAACUCUGCUGAAGAGUCUGUAGAAUUGGAUAUUUACCCUAGCAUAGAGCGAGGUUAUAAGGGUGUUUCACACGACAUAAUAUGUGAGGUGAAAAGUGGAAACGUCACGGGAAACUUGGAGUUCACUCGACCAGGCGAAAAUAAAUUAGUUCUUGAGUGUGACAACCAAUUCACUUCCAAGAGUUGUAAGACGGUUGUCGAUGGUUACAAGCUGAAAAUCACGAGAAAUUCAUCAUACACAAUGGUCAUCGAAUCUUUCGACCCUGAUGUUGACAAGGGUGUGUGGACGUGUCACGAUUCAAACGAUACAGCCAGCAAAUCCUCAGUAGAGAUUGUAUCUGCUUCUGUCUUCAAGGUGACUGAUAAUGAACUGCCCACACAAAAGAAUGAUUCUGAUGGCUACUACAUGCAAGUUGUUGGUGCGUGUACCUUUCCAGCGCCGGUAUGCAAAUGGAAUAUCAUGGAGGUGGGCGAGUCAUUGUUAAAUGAGUUGGAGAUGCCUUCUGCUUAUAUCGAUCAAAAAAGGAAGCCAUGCAAGAAUGAUUUGGAGGUCACGUGCAUCGUACAAUUUGACAAGACGCCUGAGGUCUUCCUAGAAAAAUACCUCAUCUUCUCUGUGACAAUUUCUCACCCAUCCAUUCCUGGCAACCCCAUUACACCAGCCGCUAGUCCUGUCUUGUUCUUUCCACGACCGCCUUUAGAAUUGGAUAUUUACACUAGUAUAAAGCGAGGUUAUAAGGGUGUUCCACAUGACAUAAUAUGUGAGGUGAAAAGUGGAAUCGUCACGGCAAACGUGGAGUUCACUCGACCAGACCAAAGGAAAUUAGUUCUUGAGUGUGACAACCAAUUCACUUCCAAGAGUUGUAAGACGGUUGUCGAUGGUUACAAGCUGAAAAUCAGUAGAGGUUCAUCAUACACAAUGGUCAUCGAAUCUUUCAACCCUGAUGUUGACGAGGGUGUGUGGACGUGUCGCGAUUCAAACGAUAACGCCAGUAUAUCCUCAGUAGAGAUUGUAUCUGCUUCUGUCUUCAAUGUGACUGAUAAUGAACUGCCCACACAAAAGAAUGAUUCUGAUGGCUACUACAUGCAAGUUGUUGGUGCGUGUACCUUUCCAGCACCGGUAUGCAAAUGGAAAAUCAUGGAGGUGGGCAAGUCAUUUUUAAAUGAGCUGGAGAUACCGUCUACUUACAUUGAUAAAAAAAUGAAGCCGUGCAAGAAUGAUCUGGAGGUCACAUGCAUUGUACAAUUUGAGAAGACACCUGAGGUCUUCUUUGAAAAAUACCUUGUCUUCUCUGUGACAAUCUCUCACCCAUCCAUUCCUGGCAACCCCAUUACACCAGAGGCUAGUCCUGUCCUGUUCUUUCCACAGCCUGUAGAAUUGGAUAUUUACACUAGCAUAGAGCGAGGUUAUAAGGGUGCUCCACAUGAAGUAAUAUGUGAGGUGAAAAGUGGAAACGUCAUGGGAAACUUGGAGUUCACUCGACCAGGCGAAAAUAAAUUAGUUCUUGAGUGUGACAACCAAUUCACUCCCAAGAGUUGUAAGACGGUUGUCAAUGGUUACAAGCUGAAAAUCAGUAGAGGUUCAUCAUACACAAUGGUCAUCGAAUCUUUCAACCCUGAUGUUGACGAGGGUUGGUGGACGUGUCGCGAUUCGAAUGAUAACGCCAGCAUAUCCUCAGUAGAGAUUGCAUCUGCUUCCAUCUUCAACGUGACUAGGAAUGAACUGCCCUCUCAGAAGAAUGAUUCUGAUGGCUACCACAUUGCAGUAGUUGGUGAAUGUACCACCCCAUUGCCGGAAUGCAAAUGGAAAAUCAUGGAAGUGAAUAAAUCCAAGCUGGAGAUACCUUCUACUAUUAUUUCUCAAAAAGUGAAGCCGUGCAAGAAUGAUGUGGAGAUCACAUGCAUUAUACAAUUUGACAAGACGCCUGAGGUCUUCCUCGGAAAAUACCUCAUCUUCUCUGUGACAAUCUCUCACCCAUCCAUUCCUGGCAACCUCAUUACGCCAGCCACUAGUCCCGUCCUGUUCUUUCCACAACCUAUUGCAAAUACAAAACUUGAUUGUGGGAUUGGUGGACUUUCUGAACAGAGUACAACAUUAACCUGCACGAUACUUGACAGACUAGGUUCAGGAAUUCAUUGGUUUAGACCAAACAAUGGAAAGCCAUUGAAUAUAUUCACAUGUGACAAAUUGAAUGCCAAGUGUGCUGCAUCUGAGAAUGUAACUGGCUACCGAGUUUCUAUUGAUUCACCUACACAGCAAACUCUUACCAUAGAAUCGUUCAACUCGUCAGUAGAUUCUGGAAAGUGGACUUGUGUAGAUCACAAAUCAGUGAAUCGUGCCCAAGAAACGAGCCAGUGUUUCAAGUUUGGUUUAGAGUUUAAAAAAUUUGAUAUUUACACUCGCCUGGAGCGUGGUUAUGAGGGUGUUGCACUUGACGUAAUAUGUCAGUUGAAAAGAGGAAGAGCUACAGGAACCAUUGAGAUCAUUGGACCCCAUAAUAACCAAUUUGUUCGGUGUGACAACCAAUUCACAAACGAGAGUUGCACGACACUCGUCCCCGGUUACAAGCUGACAUCCACGUUUGGUUCGUCCUAUGUGAUGACCAUCGAAUCUUUCAACCCUGCUGUUGACGUUGGUGAUUGGAUGUGUCGCUCCUUAGGUGACAAUGCCUGGGCCUCAGUAAACAUUAAAUCUGCUCCCAUCUUCAACGUGACUGAAAAUGAACUGCCCACACAGAAGAAUGAUUCUGAUAGCUAUUUCAUUCGAGUGGCUGGUGCAUGUACCUUUCCAGCGCCAGUAUGCAAAUGGAAAAUCAUGGAAGUGGGUAACUCUGAGCUGAAGAAACUCUCUGGUUUGGUCAUGCAUACAGAUUUGCAGAUUUACGGAACUGAUGUGCAGGUCACAUGCACUGUACAAUUUGAGAAGACAGCUGAGGCCCUCCUCAAUAAAUAUGUCAUCAUCUCUGUGACAAUCUGUCACCCCUCCAUUCCUGGCAGGUCCAUCACACCAGCUGCUAGUCCAGUCCUGUUCUUCCAAGGACCGAAUACUUCGCAUCAUCCAAUUACUCCAGUUUCCCCGACUGUUCCAGUUUUCCCAGUUUUCCCGACUGUUCCAGGUACUCCAACAGCUCCAGGUACUCCGACUGUUCCAGGUACUCCGACUGUUCCAGGUACUCUAACGUCUUCAGUAACUCCAACCUCUUCAGUAACUCCAACCUCUUCAGUAACUCCGACUAAUCAAGAUUACCCAGAUACUACAAAUACUACAGAUGAUCCCAGUGACCAAGAGCGUUUGGCUGGUGGCUUAGGUGGAUCAAUUAUAGCAGUGAUUGUCGGCGCUAUGUUAAUUGUCCUUGCUGUACCGGCAGGUUGCUCCAUCUAUUAUAAGAGGCAAAAGACAAAGAAUUCUGAAAAAGAAGCAUUAGUAUUAGAGGACGCUAUUGAAUCAGAGGUCAUGAAUAAGGGAAGAGAAGAAGAAGUGGAUGGAGUAACACCCCUAGGCCAGACUGAACCUGUUAACAAAUUGAUAAAUGAUACCGAUACAAUAGCUUGGCUUUAAAGAACAAGUUGGGUAAAGGAAAAUUCCAAUACUAUAGUCCAUCCCAUCCUCCUACAAAAACAUUUUGUAAAGUAAAAGUGUUUUGGAAAUAACAAAAACACUACCAUUCUUGUGUGUCAUUAAAAAAAUAUUUGGUUCAGAAAUAGAUAAAACUGUAAUACAUACCAUAGUAAGAAAAUGAUGCUUACAGCAUUAUGGCCACCAUUUUGGUUUUACGGACUGGUAUAUACAUGUAUAUUUGUAUAUAUAGUCUUCCUAUAUGAGAUAACUCAAUUAUUUUCUUGGUAUACUCCUAUAGUAAAAUUAAUCAAAUAGAGUGAUGUUGUAUCACGACUACACCAUGCAGUCUAUAAAACCAAAAUGGUGGCCAUAACGCUGUAAGCAUAGCUUUCUUACUAUGGUAUGUAUUAGUAUAUUAAGUUUUAUUUAUUUCUGAACCGAAUAUUUGUUUAAUUGCACAAAGAAAUGGUUGGGUUUUUUAAUUAUUUUAAAAGCACUUUUACGUUUCUUCUUACAUCAAACCAAACUGAAAUUAUUUACAAAAAAACCCCACAUUUUUAUAGGAGUAUGGGACGGACUAUAGGUUGAUAACACACAGUCUUCUCAAGUUCCACUGGACCAGUCCUGGAACAUUGAUUGUAAAAGAGCAAGGUCAUCAGACUGGCUUCCUGGCAGAAAAUAAUUUGAUGUUUUGUAAUAAAAACAAAACAGACCAUACUCCUAUUAGAUGGUUAUUGAUUUGAAAUUGGACACUGCAUUCAUGUGCUUUUACAAAUUUUAAACAGCAGUUUUCUAAAUAUAAUCUUUCUAAAAAAAAUAUAUAUAUAUAUAAAAAUGUAUCUAAUUGCAAAAUUUUAAUAUAUAUAAUUUUACCCUUCAUACCCUCUGGCAGAAAGCCUGCCAUGCAGACAUUGAAGAGAAAAAGGCAAGAUUAUCAGUCGUUGAAGAAAAAAGGACACUAAAUAAAGAAGGCUGUGUCUGUAUGUGUUAUCGUUCAAAUAAGCUAUUAAGAAAAUAAUUUUGAAACCUGUAGUUAUGAGCUACAUUUUAAGUAGAGCAGUAUUUAGAGAAUAAGAAAUGUGGCAUAUUUAGUUGAGCAUCAUUAGAGGACAAUAAAAGUAACCUUUUACAUUGGACAUUAUUCAAAUAACAAUACAUUUGACCUUUUAAAGGUUAACUUCAUAAUAAAUUUAAUAACUAUGAGAUAUACGGUUUAAAUCUAUUUUACUGCAUACUUUGUAUUCCCGAUAAUGCUAUGUCAUGUUCAGGUUUUUUUUGUGUUGUGUGACUGAGUGAGAGAGAAAUAGUAAGAGAGGGAGGGACAUAGAGAGAGAGAAAAAAAAGAGAGAGAGGGACAUAGAGACAGAUAGAGAGAG
This is a messenger RNA of Gigantopelta aegis, 5041 nucleotides long. RefSeq lists its product as uncharacterized. Lineage: Eukaryota; Metazoa; Mollusca; Gastropoda; Neomphalida; Peltospiridae. The transcript is spliced from 17 exons. The record is from RefSeq and is a predicted model, not a curated record. Bases 45 to 3665 code for a protein of 1206 amino acids.